This is a messenger RNA of Aspergillus eucalypticola CBS 122712, 1180 nucleotides long. Its product is annotated as putative SNARE protein (Ufe1). Gene Ontology annotation, cellular component: SNARE complex; endoplasmic reticulum. Gene Ontology annotation, biological process: retrograde vesicle-mediated transport, Golgi to endoplasmic reticulum. The record is from RefSeq and is a predicted model, not a curated record. Bases 25 to 1131 code for a protein of 368 amino acids. The transcript is spliced from 3 exons. Lineage: Eukaryota; Fungi; Ascomycota; Eurotiomycetes; Eurotiales; Aspergillaceae.
GUGUAUAUAGCAACACAGCACAAAAUGACCGACCUCACCCCCACAUUCACCCAGCUGGUGCACAGCAAAUCGCCGACCUCGAAACUCUCCACAGGGUACAUGACGACCGAAAUCGCCGACGAAUUCCUCAAAGAAGCCUACCGAAUUAACAAUCACAUAACAUCCCUACUAUCCUACCUCCAAACCAUCCGCCCCUCGUAUCUCUCCCUCACCAAUACAAAACCAACAAUCACCAGCACCACCACCACCACCACCCAACCCAAACAAACCGAAAUACUAGACGACUCCGCCCGCGACACCAUAACCACCACGACCUCAACCCUCCUCUCCAACCUCUCCACAUCAAUAACUACCCUCAGCGCAGCAGAAAAUCUCCGCCAGGAGACAGUUUCGCGGAGCAUAGCACAGAGAUUCGGGAAGGGGUUUCUGGCGAAGUGGGCGGGGGGAGCUACACUCACCAGUAGCAAUGGGGAUGGUCAUGAAGGGAAGGAUAAAGAACAGGUGGUUGAGGAGGAGAAAGAAAAGGUGUUAAAGGGGGUGAGGGAAAGCGUGCUAUUCUAUCUGAAUCUGAAGCUGGGGAAGGUGGUUAAUGAGCAAAGGGAUAUGGUUGAGAAGAGGAUUGAGAGGGUGAGGGAGAGGGAGAGGAGUGUGCUUUAUAAAUCUGGUACUAAUAAUACCUCUGCUGCUGGUGGUGGUGGUGUUGGGUGGGGAAGGGUGGAUGGGGAGUGGAGGGGGGAUACUACUGGUAUUGGUAUUGGGGAUGUGGUGAAGAUGGACGAGACCGAGGUAAAAGAGAUCGAGAAACAGUUAACACCGCAGCAAUUGCAACUGUUCGAGGAGGAGAAUGAUUCCUUGGUGAGGUAUUUUGAGGAUGUGGUGGGGAAGGUUCAGAACGCAGAAAAAUCCCUCCUCGAGAUCUCCUCUCUCCAGCAAACUCUCGUGUCGCAUUUAUCUACCCAAGAGGAAUAUAUCUCGCAGCUGGUGACGGAUGCGAGUAAUACUGAGGCGAAUAUUGGUCAAGGGAAUAAGGAGUUGAAGCGGGCGACGGAGAGACGGAGUACGGCGCAGGCGGUGUUUUGGGGGACGGUGGGGUUGUGUACGUGGUUGGUUGUUUGGGAUUUGGUUUUUUAGUUGAUAUUUAUUUUAUGGUUCAGGUUGUGUUGUUCAUAUUUUGUAUUGG